Molecule: messenger RNA, 1382 nt
Organism: Sitophilus oryzae (rice weevil)
Lineage: Eukaryota; Metazoa; Arthropoda; Insecta; Coleoptera; Curculionidae
Gene: TTLL1B
Product: probable tubulin polyglutamylase TTLL1
Exons: 6
Coding region: 78-1283 (401 amino acids)
Biological process (GO): microtubule cytoskeleton organization; protein polyglutamylation
Cellular component (GO): cilium
Molecular function (GO): tubulin binding; tubulin-glutamic acid ligase activity
Source: RefSeq, a predicted model, not a curated record
UCGACAUUUUAAGUCUUAUAUUUAUUAUUUUAUGAUUUUAAGGUUACAUCAAAAUUUCAAAGUGUUACACUAAUAGGAUGAGGGUGAGUUAUUGUACGGAUUUGGACAAAAGCGUCGUGGUAGCCAAUUGCGAGAAGCGCGGUUGGGUUCAAGUAGGUCCAGAAGAAGACUGGAACAUUUACUGGGCUGGAACUCAAACAUGUCGCAGUCUAUUCAGUGUAGACAGUGGAUACAGGAUGAACGAUAAUCAACUUAUAAACCACUUCCCAAAUCAUUAUGAAAUAUCGCGGAAGGACCUACUUGUCAAGAACAUCAAGCGUUAUCGCAGAGAUUUGGAAAAAGAAGGCAACAUUAUGGCGGAGAGAGGCGAUUCCAAAUAUCUACACCUCGAUUUCAUACCUGUGACCUUUGUACUUCCAGCUGAUUACAACAUGUUCGUGGAAGAGUACCGCAAAUCACCGCAGAGCACCUGGAUUAUGAAACCCUGCGGCAGAAGCCAAGGAUCUGGAAUAUUCCUGAUCAACAAGCUGUCGAAGCUGAAAAGAUGGUCCAGGGAGUCGAAGACGCCUUUUCAGCAACAGCUGAACAAAGAAAGCUACGUCAUAUCCAAGUACAUUGAUAAUCCAUUGCUCAUAGGAGGUAAGAAGUUCGAUCUUAGGCUGUAUGUUUUAGUGACCUCAUUUAGACCGUUGAAAGCCUAUCAGUUCAAGCUGGGGUUUUGCCGAUUUUGCACUGUGAAAUACGAUUCCAGUGUUGCCGAAUUGGACAACAUGUACGUUCAUUUGACGAAUGUGUCAGUUCAAAAACAUGGUGGUGAAUAUAAUUCACUACACGGGGGCAAACUGAGUGUUCAAAACUUACGUUUAUAUUUAGAAGGUACCAGAGGCAAAAAAGUGACAGAAACUUUGUUCGACCAAAUAAGCUGGCUGAUAAUACACUGUCUGAAAGCCAUCGCUCCCGUAAUAGCCACUGAUCGGCACUGUUUCGAAUGUUAUGGCUACGACAUCAUCAUCGAUAAUAAGCUAAAACCAUGGCUCAUCGAGGUUAAUGCUUCGCCUUCAUUGACAUCUACCACAGCAAAUGAUCGAAUUUUAAAACAUAAACUAUUGGAUAAUAUUUUUAAUAUAGUAGUCCCACCUUCAGGAAUGCCAGACGUUAGGUGGAAUAAAAUUCCAUCUUCUGAAGCUCUGGGAGACUUCGAACUACUGAUAGACGAAGAUUUAGUAAACGCCAGUGAAAAUGGGGAAAAUUCAUCUGCAAGAAAUAAUUCCAAAUGGAAAUAAAACAAAACAUAAGUCACACAUUAAAUUAAGCACCAUCAGCAUUUUUCAUAUCAUAAUUUAAGAUGUAAACUGGCAAAAAUAAAAUCCUUUUUAAUCGCA